This is a messenger RNA of Archocentrus centrarchus (flier cichlid), 2543 nucleotides long. Its product is annotated as arg8-vasotocin receptor-like. The coding region runs from base 194 to 1408 and encodes 404 amino acids. NCBI's taxonomy places the organism in Eukaryota, Metazoa, Chordata, Actinopteri, Cichliformes, Cichlidae. The record is from RefSeq and is a predicted model, not a curated record. Gene Ontology annotation, molecular function: peptide binding; vasopressin receptor activity. Gene Ontology annotation, biological process: cellular response to hormone stimulus; G protein-coupled receptor signaling pathway; regulation of systemic arterial blood pressure by vasopressin. Gene Ontology annotation, cellular component: plasma membrane. The transcript has 2 exons.
UUCACGUCGUGAGUUUUUGUGCGUCUCGUGGGGGAGCACAGCAGGAUUUCUUCUGGAUUUUUAACCCGUUUACUCUUUGAGAUCAUCCCGCACACGCUGGAGGACUCGCAGAGUUUGACUGCCUGUCUCAGCUGCUGACUAUUACGCACAGGCGCGCAGGCAUCUCCGUGCGCCCGGAGGAGAAACGGUCACCAUGCCGUUCCCCUCGGUGAGCUCCUGCAAUGUCACGAACGAGAACUGCACCGAGAGCACCGAGAGCUUCAACAUUACGCAGCAGCUGAAGAGAAACGACACCGACCCGUUUGGACGGAACGAGGACGUGGCCAAGAUCGAGAUCACUGUCCUGAGCCUCGCGUUCGUCGCGGCGGUGGUGGGGAACCUGAGCGUGCUGCUCGCCAUGUACAAAACCCGGAGGAAACCGUCGCGCAUGCACCUGUUCAUGAAGCACCUGUGCCUGGCGGACCUGGUGGUGGCCUUCUUCCAGGUGCUGCCGCAGCUCUGCUGGGAGAUCACUUUCCGCUUUUACGGGCCGGACUUUCUGUGCCGCAUCGUGAAGCACCUGCAGGUGCUGGGCAUGUUCGCCUCCACCUACAUGAUGGUGAUGAUGACCCUGGACCGAUACAUCGCCAUCUGCCACCCGCUGCAGACGCUCCAGCAGCCCACGCAGCGCGCCCACAUCAUGAUCGGCUCCACUUGGGCGUGCAGCCUGGUCCUCAGCAGCCCGCAGUACUUCAUCUUCUCCCUCAGUGAGGUGCGCCCCGGCUCGGCUGUCUACGACUGCUGGGCGCACUUCGUGGAGCCGUGGGGUGUUCGUGCGUACAUCACGUGGAUCACGGCCGGGAUCUUCGUGGUGCCCGUGGCCGUGCUCGUGUUCUGCUACGGAUUUAUCUCCCGCACGAUCUGGAGGAAUCUCAAAUACAAGACCCAGAGGAGGAAGAGCGCGGAGGCCAACAAGAACGGGAUGUUGAGCCGCAGCUCGGUGAGCAGCGUCAGCACCAUUUCCCGCGCCAAAUUACGCACGGUCAAGAUGACUUUCGUGAUCGUGGUGGCGUACGUGGUGUGCUGGGCGCCUUUCUUCACGGUGCAGAUGUGGUCAGUGUGGGAUGAGACCUUCUCCUGGGACGACUCUGAGAAUGCUGCUGUGACACUCUCCGCCUUGCUGGCCAGCCUCAACAGCUGCUGCAACCCCUGGAUCUACAUGAUCUUCAGUGGAAACCUGCUGUCGGACUUCGCCCGCAGUCUGCCGUGCUGCCGCCACCUGAGAAACAGGUUCCACCACCAGGACUCAGACAGCAGCAUCCGCCGGACCACGCUGCUGUCCCGCCUGCAGGGUCCACGCCUUUCAGAGCCAUUCAGAGACCUCAGCCCCGCUCCCAAAAGCUGCCCACCGAUCCCAUCUGCAUCCUGACCGCCAGAAACACUCCCUGUAUAUGCAUGUGUGUGUGUUUAGUUGGCCAAGAUGGCAGAGAAAACUGCAGCAGGUUUGCAGCAGUGAGGGAAGGUAUGAUCUCAUCUGAGGGUGCGGUCACAUCUACACUCUGUUUUCUUCAGUCUGAUCCAGAGUGGGAACGUUUACACUGAGGCCAUUUUUGGUGUUUGGCUUGUUUUGGUUCACACGGCUGUUAGAAUAUGACGUUUCAUAACUCUUUUCAGUCUGCAGGGUUGGAGACUUCGGGGAUUAGAUUGCAUCAAAACAAAUCCAGUCACUGCAGCUGUUAGUACGAAGAGCUCGUCUGCACUCGCCUUUCACAUGUCAACAAACAAAUGUCACGUACCCAUGAUGCUGCGGGGCCAGGCUGACUGCAGGAGUAAAUAAACGCUGUACAGUAGGUGUGGAUGGGUUUGGUGUCGUGUGAGCUAUUUAGAGCAUGUUUACAAGAUUAUUUUUUAAGAUCUGAGGAUAAGUCUGGUGUUACCCUGAAGUCUUUGAACUAAUGUACACCCCCCCCACCAAAAAAAAAAGGAGACCAGUGAUGUGUUUCUGCUUUCUAACUUCCUCUCAUUCAUUAUUAAACAUACAAACCUUGAAGUCUGUAUUUCUGACUCUUGGAAACUCUCAGAAUCAGCUGACAGCCAUGCAGAGUUUUACCUGCACGCCAUGAAAGCUGAAGAGCGAGGUUAAAGAUGCUGCUUUGGAAAAGGACUUUAAUAAAUGAUUAAUUCUUUUGGUUAUAAAAUGUGGAAAUAUUAGGGGGGAAAAAAUACACAUUUACAGAAGUAAUUAGGUUAGAAAACUCGCAAAUUUUUAUAUGUAAGGCGCUGGAACCAUAAAAACUUGACGGUUUAUUAUUAAUUACUGUAAAUGACUCUUGAACAGUCACACCUGUAUCCACACUAACAUGGUAAAAAGUGAUGUGCUGUGUGAAUCCUAAUUAAAAGUGCUCUUUGUUCAGUAUAAUUAACACUGCCUCUGUGAACAUCUGUUGAAUCACUCAUUUUCCCUUAUGAUGUCCCGCUGCACGCUCCAGCUUUGCUUUGCACUGAGGUCUGUAAUGGCGCCGAGCUUCUUUAGAAGCUGAUAUUGAAGACGUUUUAUCAGUGUG